CGUCUUGUUGUUGUUUCUGUCCUUGUUAUUGUUUGGUUUUGUUUGUGUGGCGGGUAUUGCCCCUCUUUCGAUUUGUUUUUGAACAUCAAUCAAAACAUGUCUGUGCCGUCGGAACUUUCUUUGGAAGCUGUGAGAAGGUUUAUGCUAGAAAAUGGAGGGAAAGUCACCAAUCAUGACCUCGUCAAGCAUUUCAAGCAAUUUCUCACAAACCCUGUCAAUAGAGUCCAGGCACGGGAGCAUUUCAAAGAAAUAGUCAAUGUUGUUGCAACAAUUCGUACCGAAGAGGGAGAAAAAUUUCUUGUUUUAAAAAAGAAAUAUCAAGAACCAAUGUUCUUUGAGCCAUCUUCAUCAUGUCCACCUUACCCAACAUCGCCUCCUCCCUCAGACCACCUAAACCCCAACGCAGGGUAUGAAUCAGUUUGUUCAUUUUCCCCGCUGCAAUUCUCUCACAUGGGCUCCAAUAGCAAUAUAUACACUUCUCCAUCACAAUCCUUUUCUGAGCCAAUGUCACCUUCAAGAGCUCCACCCCCAUAUCGAGCGCCUCCACCUCCUGUUGUGUCGCCAACACGAGGACCUCCACCACAACCUCAUAUCAUGAUGCCCCCUCCUCCUCCACCAACGAACAAAGGUCGACCACCUCCCAUCACUGCAUUAUUGUCAGAAGAAGCUGCAACUGCAGAACUAGCAAGACAAUCAAGUGUGGAUUCAAUUGAUGCUGCGGACGAACCAGCCAUUGCGCCACCUGUCCCUCCCAGGAGGAAAAGUAGUGUGAAAUCUUUGAAGCUCGACAACAAGGAAAAUUGUUCCGAUGUGUCAGACCCUAAGAAGAGGCCAAAAAGUGACGAUUAUGACUCAAAAAGGAAUUCGCUUGCCGAGUCGGAGGCUGAGCACAAGAUUAGUGUUCGCGACGCGAUGCAGAAGUUUAACCGCCUGGCGUCCGAGAACGAGCUGCAGCGGGCCCACCUCCCGUCGAGGAAGAAGCCCGACAAGGUGGCCGCGGCCGGCAACAGGACGGACCCCGAGGACGACGCCGUGUCCGUGACGCUGCUGGACCCCAAGUCCCGCGAGUGGCUGGUGCGCGCGUCGCAGUGCCACUACCAGAUCCUGGCCAAGCUGUCCGCGGAGAACCCCCGGCUGGCGACGUUCAAGGACCCCACUUCCGGCUAUACGGCGCUGCACUGGGCCGCCAAGCACGGCAACGAGGACGUCAUCAAGCUGAUCGCCGGCACGCACCAGGCCGACGUCAACGUGCGCUCGAACGGGGGAUACACUCCGCUUCACAUCGCCAUGCAGUUCGGCCACGAGGACAUUCACAAUCUGCUGGUGCAGGUUUACAGCGCCGACCCCAACAUUCGCGACUGGAGCGGACGGAAGCCCCGCCAGUAUCAGAUGAGCCAGGGCACCUCGGUGUCGGCGGACACGUUCCGCAAAAUAAAAGCAAAGAAGAAACAUGCAGAAAAGGAUUCAGGAUUUUUGAGGAUUGGUUCUUUGAAUGUGAGAGUGAAGAGGACAACUGAAGCCUUCAGCAAUUUCCUUGGAGUGGGACAGCAAAAUGCAGACAAAAUUCACAAAACCUGGGGCUCUGCAGAUAAUGUUCAACAAGGUGACAGGAGGAUGAUGCCACCACCACAAUUCGCUCCAAUCAAGAAGAGGAAGUCAAAACGAGCACAAGAUUUUGCCAUUUCACACAGUACUCCAAGUACACCGUCUCAACCUCGAGCCAGCAUUUCAGAAAUUGAAAGGGAUUCGGACUCAGAUACUGCUGCAGGGUUUGAUUCUAACUGGCAGAAUUGAAUGUUUUCAACCUUAAAUUAAAAUAAUUGAAUAGGAUCUGUGGAUUUUGUUAGAUUAAUAUUUUAUUUUUCCUUUGCAUUUUACAAGUAUUGUUGUUUAAAAAAAAUGCUCCUCUAGUAGCCAAUGUCCCUAUGCCAUGAAAAAGUUAAUAGACCCUGUGAGAAAAGGGUGGACAGAAUUAUGUGAAAUCAGCCAUGUCCAGCCUAGCUUUUUUCACUAGGAGGCGAGUGCAGUGUGUUGGGGGCUUCUAAACCCUUGAAGCUGAAUGUGAUAUAAUGUAAGUGUUAGGCUUUCCACUCAUGUCUAGUUAUACCUGUCAUUUCCAUUGAAAUGAUUGGGUACCCCUGCUCAAAUAAGUAUUGCACAGAUUAAUGAACUUUAUUUUAAUAUGUAUGUUGUGUGUGUAUUUAUGUGAUGGCCUUAUAUGAUCCCGUUAAGCAGCAUGUAUUAUGGUCGAACAAAACACUUAGUUCCAGCCCAAUUGGCUUUAGAACUUUGUACUGUAUUAUAUUGUAUUUUAUUAUUACAGGAUCCCUGUAAUUACUUUUAUUGUGUGUGAUCAGUGCAAACCAGAUGUGCAUUACAGAACAUAAUUAUUAAACUGGUUUCAUUUUUCCCAAAAUAAAUAUUAUUUUUAAAAAAAGUA
Molecule: messenger RNA, 2440 nt
Organism: Thrips palmi
Lineage: Eukaryota; Metazoa; Arthropoda; Insecta; Thysanoptera; Thripidae
Gene: sowah
Product: ankyrin repeat domain-containing protein SOWAHC
Exons: 14
Coding region: 97-1794 (565 amino acids)
Molecular function (GO): protein binding
Source: RefSeq, a predicted model, not a curated record